AAGUCUUAAAGUCCAAUUCAAUACACACCAAAGAAAAAAGUUCCGCCUCUCAACAACCCUCCGCAGACAUUGCCGACGGGGGCCUUAACGAUAAUCAAGGUUUUGUUGGUUUAUUAAUCCUAUUCAAAACCCUAAAUUAAUGGCAGUUUCAUCUUCGAGCUUGUUCAUUCGGUUUCAAAACUACCAAACAAAAUCAAUUUUCUCCCGAAAUGCUAUUUGGAGGUCUAAAACUAACUAUGAACCUCAAUUCUUCAAAAGAUUGGGCGGAAACGAAUUUUGUAACGGCAGUUUGGGGAAUAGAAUGAAUGUUUAUAGGAAAACAGAAAGUGCAGGAAUGGAAGCUAGUAGUGCUGUUAAAGACGAGAUGUUCGUGGGAUUCUUCCGUGAAGCCUGGCCAUAUUUUCUUGCUCACAGAGGCAGCGUUUUUGUUAUCGUGAUCUCUUCUGAAAUUGUCGAUAGCUCCAACUUAGAUCCCAUUCUCAUGGAUAUUUCUCUACUACAUGGGCUGGGAAUCAAAUUUGUUAUUGUGCCCGGGACCCAUGUCCAAAUAGACAGGCUUCUGGCUGAAAGAGGAUGUCAACCCAAGUAUGUGGGUAGCUACAGAAUCACGGACUCUGAUGCUCUUAGUGCUGCAAUGGAUGCAGCUGGGAGAAUUCGAAUCAUGAUUGAGGCCAAGUUAUCCCCGGGGCCUUCCUUGAGCGGUAUCCGCCGCCAUGGAGACAAAAGACAGUUGUAUGAUGGUGUCAGUGUUGCUAGUGGUAAUUUUUUAGCAGCUAAGAGAAGAGGAAUAGUUGAAGGAAUUGAUUAUGCAUCAACUGGUGAAGUUAAGAAAAUAGAUGUUUCUCGCAUUCGUGAAAGGCUCGAUCAAGAUUGUAUUGUGCUUCUGAACAAUCUCGGUUAUUCAAGUUCUGGAGAAGUAUUAAAUUGCAACUCGUAUGAAGUUGCCACAGCUUGUGCCAUGUCUCUUGGAGCAGAGAAACUCAUUUGCAUGAUAGAUGGACCAAUUCUAGAUGAUUGUGGACGACUUAUUAGUUUCUUAACUCUUCAAGAUGCAGACAUGUUAAUUCGCAAGCGAGCUAAGCAAAGCGAGACAGCUGCUAAUUAUGUAAAAGCUGUUGGUCAGGACGAUUUUGCUUGUGUACCAUAUUAUGAUUCAAAUGGAACAGCCCCUUCUCAAAACAGGAAGGCUUUUAGUGAUAGGUAUAUUCCAAAGUUUCAGAAUGGUGUUGGUUUUGACAGUGGAAAUGGACUUUGGUCCGGUGAACAAGGUUUCGCUAUAGGAGGUCAAGAAAAACUCAGUGGAUUAAAUGGAUACCUCUCAGAAUUAGCUGCUGCAACCUUUGUUUGCAGAGGAGGUGUGCAAAGAGUUCAUCUUUUAGAUGGGACUAAUGCUGGAGUUUUAUUGAAGGAAUUGUUUCAAAGAGAUGGAGCUGGUACGAUGGUGGCUAGCGAUCUUUAUGAAGGAACACGGAUGGCUACAGUUGCAGAUCUCCCUGGAAUCAAACAACUUUUGCAACCUUUAGAAGAGUCUGGGACAUUGAUAAGAAGGACCAAGGAAGAGCUGCUCAAAGCGCUGAAUUCAUUCAUAGUCGUUGAAAGAGAAGGUCAAAUUAUAGCCUGUGCCGCUCUUUUUCCUUUCUUUGAAGACAAGUGCGGAGAGGUUGCUGCUAUUGCUGUUUCUCCUGAAUGUCGAGGGCAAGGACAAGGAGACAAAUUACUUGAUUACAUUGAGAAGAAAGCAUCUUCCCUUGGACUGCGAAUGCUUUUCCUGCUGACAACACGAACAGCAGAUUGGUUUGUAAGACGUGGUUUCUGUGAAUGUUCAAUCGAUUGUAUACCUGAGGAAAGGAGGGAAAAGAUAAACCUAUCUCGAAGAUCAAAGUAUUAUAUGAAGAAUCUUCUGCCCGACAGGAGUGGUAUCCGCCUUGACACGGCUUUUCCAUGACACGACAGCAUUGGUAGAGCUUGUUUGUUGUCAUUGGUAAAAUAUUUGUUGAGAAAAAAUUUGAAAGAUGGCAGCCUAUAUAUUUCUUCGGAUACCGUCCCAUUACAUGAGGAAGUAUUGGACUUGGCCCUGGCUGUAUAAUUCAUGAUUCACUGUGAUGACUGUUUUUCCAAAUCCAUGGAAGUGGUGAUGCAAUAUCAAAGAAGCAGAGCAGGCUCAUAAAUUUAUUUAUGAGAUAAAUUUAUGAGAUCACUUAACAAUGCUUCAACAUAUUCCGCACACGGGGAAUAGAUCUUAAAAGCCUGAAUAUGUUAGAAUUUAGUACAAGUGAAAUACAAUAUUCAGGAAUGAUAAAUUUAAAAGUUGGUCAA
Messenger RNA from Olea europaea var. sylvestris, 2316 nucleotides. Its product is annotated as probable amino-acid acetyltransferase NAGS2, chloroplastic. Lineage: Eukaryota; Viridiplantae; Streptophyta; Magnoliopsida; Lamiales; Oleaceae. The record is from RefSeq and is a predicted model, not a curated record. Gene Ontology annotation, cellular component: cytoplasm. Gene Ontology annotation, molecular function: L-glutamate N-acetyltransferase activity, acting on acetyl-CoA as donor. Bases 140 to 1945 code for a protein of 601 amino acids. The transcript is spliced from 10 exons. Gene Ontology annotation, biological process: L-arginine biosynthetic process.